This is a messenger RNA of Penicillium samsonianum, 1146 nucleotides long. RefSeq lists its product as uncharacterized. Lineage: Eukaryota; Fungi; Ascomycota; Eurotiomycetes; Eurotiales; Aspergillaceae. The coding region runs from base 1 to 1146 and encodes 381 amino acids. The transcript has a single exon. The record is from RefSeq and is a predicted model, not a curated record.
AUGGACAAACCAAUUACUGAGCAAAUGAGCAACUCAACCCUCCAUCGAGGCUCGUGGGGCUCUGUCUCGUCUACCUUCUCCAACCUCGAGAUGUCUUUCUCCCACGACAGCUGCUAUGGCUCAGAUGAAGUUUCAGUCACAUCGAAUGGUUGCACCCCAGCUCAAUCAGGUGCAUCGACUUCUACUACCAAACCGACUUUGCGUCCUUUCUUGAAAUCGAUCCUUAAGAACUCAACCAUUACCUUUGACUCUGAUGAAGAGUCCGAUUCGGAAUCGGGCUAUAGCUCGGAUGGAAUUGAUUCGGAGUAUGAUGCACUCUCCGAUGAAUCUGACGAAGAGGACGACGGCGAUGAUUCGGACUUCUCAAUCUGGGAUGACACAAACGGGGACGUCCCUGAGACGCAUGAGGAUCACACAGAGUCGUUUGACGAUGCCUUCAUCUCCUUCGAGGAGAAUUCUGUGCGCUUUGACCCGCAGGUGGAGUACAUUGACAGCAUGGAAGUAUCGGAAGAUGAAGCUCCUGAUCACCAAAUGACCUGCCAUGAAAUGAUGAUGCUUGCUCGGGACUCCAAAGGUACCCAAACCCUUCUGGAUCAACUCGACAAAAUGGACAUCGCCGGGUCCCAUGAAAAUGAAGAUUGCCACCCAGAGUUUGUUCGCAAAUCUACCAACCAGCCAGAAGAGUUUUCGCGUGAUGCCGUGGACUUGGACUGCAGUCUCUUUGUCGCUUACAUGAAUGGAAUCCAUGGAAUUGCCACCCCGAAGUACCAAACGUACCUUCGAGUUCAGGUUGACCACAUCCGCUUGGGCAAGGACACCGAAUUCGUGGAUCCAGAGGGUGUGCCUUCAUUGUACCUCGACCUAGUCUCCAACCACGUCACUGGCACCUUCUGCAACCUCCUCGCUGAAGACGAGCUCAACGAGUUGAUCAGACUCCGUGCAGAAGAGCAAACCGGAAACCAAAACAAUACAAGCUCGAUCACCCUAGACUUGGAUCACCACCAAGCCCUCUUGAACAAGAUCGAGAAAUUCCUGCUGGACAGAUUGGCGAAUGGUCGGGUCGACAUUGGUCCUGAUGAGCUGAGCUUCUUCGCUGGCGGCAUUGCGCACGAACUCGGAACCAAAACCUUGCCUACACAGGUCUAG